AUGCUGACGGAGGCACCCGAGCAAUGGAGGACCUUCCUCCACCAAUGUCUAACCAAUCGCAUUGACAUUGACGAAUUCACCGAGCUAUCAGGUCUCCUCCUGACUCGAGCCCCAGUCAAAGAGCAUGAACUGCUAGACUACUUGCUCCAAGCCCGUGCAGACUCAAGCAUCACCUGGGACCCGCUGCUGCCGCUGUACGUUGACGGGCUAUGCAGGGUUGGACGGGUGAAGAGCUCUGCGGCGCUGGCGGGUCUGCUGCGACACUCUUCUAUUCGGGGUGAUGGGCCUUCUACGCUCAUGACUGAUAUUAAGGUUGUGCAGGAUGUUAUGAUGUUUGUUUCUACGGGGUCUAUUCCUAAGACUGCGACUGAGGCGGCGGAGAUUUAUGAAGUGACGGUUGAUUGGAUUGUUGCUGUUGUUGCUUGGCAUCAGAGGGAUGGGGCGACGGGUCUCAUGGAUGAGCCGGAUGCUGUUUCGUUGUUUGAGUCGUUGGGGAUUCUGUUGGCUGCUUUGUCCGGGACUAAUAAGGGGUUGGAGGUUCUGUCCAGUGAUUUUAACCAAGGAUUGAAAGCAAAGCUGGGCCAGGCUUUGUCGUCUUAUUUGCCGCUUUGCUUGGAUGUUUCUCUGCCGUUGAGACAUCGGCUUGAGGAGCUGCAGAAGAUGUUUAAUCUGUAUCCUGACCAGCCAUCUAAAGGUUUGGACGAUCCGAUCAACGGGGUGAAUGUCAACGCACUUCAGUUUGAGUCCUCUGUCAUGGACGGCCCUGUUGUUAAUACUAGAGCUGGACUCUAUGUUUAUAUCAACUCGAUGCUUGUCGGUCGUCCUUUGGUUGAUGACACUAUUUUGAUUAAUUACCUCACCAAUCGAUACCAGGGCCACAACGAUGUGCUCAUCGAGGAAGUUAUCACGGCUACCUUUGAUGUGUUGUCCAACGGUGUCUACCGCAAUGAGUCCCCUAGGACAAUGUUCUUGUUCCGGUCCUUCUUGGUAAACAAGCUCCCUGCAUUCUUUGCCGCCAUCUCAGCGGCAUCCAUGGUCCCAAUAUCCAUGGAGAUGUGCAUCAGUCAGGCUUUGAGUCGCCUGGACCCCAAUGCAUUCCCUUCAUUCUCACAGAUGUUCUCAAUGCAGGGCAGUAGUGUUUUGUCCGACGCUCGCCAGGAAUUCCUUUUCGCUUGUGCUUCACACAAGCUCAUUGAGGAGUCCAGCAUCGAACAACUGUUGGGAGAAAAUCCUAUGCAGACAUUGCCUGGUGGCGGUCCCUAUAUCAAAGACGACAUAAUCUCACAGAUCAAUAACAAUCAUGAGCGGGCUGAGCAGCUCAUUGGGGAGAUCGAGUCGAUGGAGGGCAAUGCUGGCGCAAUCGUUGGCGCGGUGGUCGAGGUCAUGCACAGUCUGUGUCAUCAGAAAGAGACAAUGACGCUGAAAAACAUUUGCAACUCUCUGUCGCGUCGCCCACAGACCCUCGAUGUCAUCUUGUUAUUCCGGAGCGCAAAACAGGUUCUGCAGCCCCUUUGCUCUGUUAUUGACUCCUGGAAAUGGGAUGAGGAUCAGGGUGAGAAUCAGCCUGUCUAUGAUGAAUUCGGUAGUAUCCUGCUACUUGUACUUGCGUUCAAGUAUCGUUAUGACUUGAGUCCGUCCGACCUGGGUAUCUCGAGCAAUGAUUCCUUCUUGCUCAAACUCCUGGACCGCGGCGCUUGCCGUCAAAAACUGACUGGCCUGAGUGAGAAGCAGAAUAAGGACCUUGGUGCAUGGAUCGGUGCUCUUUUCAUUGCCGAGGGCAUCAGUGAAGAGAUUAUGUCUUCUUGCAGUCCACAUGAGUUCUACUUGCUCGUUGCGACAUUGUUCGAUCAAAGUCUCGGCGCAUGCGAGUCUGGGAAACUAGAAUUCGAGACUCUGAAAGGCGGAUUUGAAUAUCUCCUCGAGCCCUUCCUUCUUCCAUCCCUAGUCGUCGCCUUGACCUGGCUUGGAAACCACAUCUGGGAAUCGGAAACCGACCCAACCAUCCCGCUGAAAGCCCUCUACUCCCUUAUCAAACCAAGCUCGAUCUCCGGCGAAGCUCAAGCCAUUCACCAAACAGUCCUCAACAUCACGGCUCGUCCACUAGAGGAACAACUCAAGAACGUGCGCACAAGACACCAAUCACGCACCGAUAUCAAACCCAGUCUAGACGCUCUGGAUCCAUACCUCUCCUUCCGCCGAGUAGGCAGCUGCCACCGCACCGAACUAGACACCUGGACCAACCAAGCAACCGGCGGACUCCUAACCAGCAUCCGCACAACCCUCCAAACCCUAGUCCUCUGGUCCUCAAACCCAGAAAUCAACAUGGCCCCCCAAACAUACACCCACCGCCAACUCCUAACCAGCAUCAGAAUGCUCGGCGCUCCCCGCGUCCUCUCAUCUCUAAUCGAAGAAAUAAAACGCCACACCGAAUCAGGCACCAGCCACAUCGCCCUCGACAUCGCAACAACCAUGAUCUGCGCCCCAAUGCCCGAAUCCUUCGCCGUAGACCAAAACAACUACCACCCCGAGAAACCAGUCCCACGCUGCUCAAUCCUCACACUCCGCGACGCCCUGGCCCUAUCCCACGAUAACGUCCCCAAGAUCUCAGAAUCGGACCCCAUCCGCGCGGAAAUCAUCGUCCGUCUCGCAAGACGCGUCAACGUCCUCACAGCGCCCCCUUCCCAAGUCUCAAAUAUAGACGUGAGCAAUAUAAUCCAGAACCUGGCUCUAGGCGUCGAAGGCGAGCGAAUGGAUCUCGAACCAUCUGCCGCUGACGUGGAGGGCAAUACAGUUGGAGACGAUGAUCCAGAGAAUAUCAACCGCAUGCUCGAUAAGGCUGCUGCGGCUGCUGCUGCGGUUGGUAUGGAUGGUGGUAUGGACUCGGGUAUAGGGUCUGGUAUGGAUGGUGGCAUGCCUGGGAUGGAUAGUGAUAUGGAUGGUGGCAUGGGUCAGGAUAUGGGUCUUGAUGCUGGUGCUGGCAUGGAUGCUAUUGAUGAUGUGCUUAAUGCGGCUGAUAUGGCUGUUGGCAAUCCUGAGUUUUUGGAUUUGGAUAUGGAGGGGAUGUUCUAA
Penicillium salamii is the source of this 3069-nucleotide messenger RNA. Lineage: Eukaryota; Fungi; Ascomycota; Eurotiomycetes; Eurotiales; Aspergillaceae. The record is from the annotation of a GenBank genome assembly.